Molecule: messenger RNA, 6408 nt
Organism: Pangasianodon hypophthalmus (striped catfish)
Lineage: Eukaryota; Metazoa; Chordata; Actinopteri; Siluriformes; Pangasiidae
Product: CD48 antigen-like
Exons: 5
Coding region: 54-854 (266 amino acids)
Source: RefSeq, a predicted model, not a curated record
AAAUAACAGCCCCAGUUGAGCUGCAGCAAGAGUGAAGAGUCAUUCACACAGCAAUGGAGGACUAUCAUGGAUACUGUUUUUCCUCCUCUGGAGUGCUGUUGUUUGGAAUUCUUCAAGGUGUGUGUGUUGUUUUAGCUGAUACGAACACAGUGACGGUGUACAGAGCUACUGGGAGCUCCCUGGAUCUAACACUGAAAUAUCCAAAAGAAUCAGUGUCAUCAGUUCAGUGGCUCUACAAUGAGAAACAGUUUGCUGAAUACUCUCAAAGCCAGUACUCACACCAGAAUUCCCAGUUCACUGGACGUUUAAAGGAGGAUAAUGAUAAAGUUGGAGUAAUUGUACAAGAUCUUCAACCCCAAGACUCUGGGACAUUCUCAGUGGUUGUAGAUGGAACUAAAGAACAGUAUCCAACACAAACAUUUACAGUUUAUAUUCAAAACCGUAUAACAGCUGUGCAGAUUGAGAAGAAUCAGACGUGGAAAGUGGCCACAAACAGCUGUGAUGUUGAUGUGAAGUGUGCAGCGCUUGGAGCUGAGAGUGUCUCUUACCUGUGGAGCAGCUAUAAGACUGCGAGUGGAGCUCAGCUUCAGUUCAGCCUCUCACCAGCAGAAGGAGCCGUUACACUGAACUGCACUGCAGCUAACAACGUCAGCUCCAGUUCUGCUACAGAGACACUGAGCUGUAGCCCUGAACAGCCUGAACCAGUUGUCAUGUCAUUGUCAGUGCUUAAACUGAUCAGUAGUCUAGUGGCGGCCUCUCCUUAUCUGCUGGUGACCAUCAUUCUGGGUGUAAAAUGUUACAGAGCUCAAGGUCAUCAUAACAGCAUGUAUGCCAUGACGGUAAUUGAGGAAUAAGCACUUGGCUCGCUCUGUAAUAAAUAAAUUGAACACUUCACAACUGAAGCGUCAAGAAAAUUUGAUUCUGCUACGAAAUGGCUUGUAUAGUUUUAAUUUUUAUAAUAAUAUCUUCAUUUACACUCAGAGCUCAGGGGCACAGUAUAUAUUUGUACUGUAUUUAUGUUUGCACUCUUCGCAGUUGGAUCAAUGUAGGAGCUUUCCUUACAGAUUAGAGGUCUGUUAUGACUGCUGGAAAAACUCAGAUUUCUCUUCUUCCACUUCAGUCUCUCUGGUUCCUCUUCCAGUCCCUUGUAUUUCACCAGAUUCUUGUAUUUCUUCAUUAUAUUUUGCCAUCACUUGAUUGCCAAAUCUAUCACCACUGCAGUCUUCUGCACCAUUUUUUUUAUUCUCAAGGUCUGUUUGCUUUGCUGUACUGUUUAUCUGACUGUAUCUGGAGGUCACAGCACUUUUUUGAUGUAUACUGCUGUUCUCUGUGAUUCCUCUCAUUUGGAAAAAGGACUGUACAAACCAUAUUCAUGUUUAUCUGUACACAAUCCCUGCCAUUUUUACUGCAGCUAAUAUCCUAAUGUGUUGUAACAGACUAAAUGCAAUCUGGUUUGUGUAAUCUGAUCAAGGACAGAGGAGGAUUUUAAAGUCAGAGUAUCGUUACAUUUACAUAAACUGCUUCAUUACAUUUGAAGAUGUCACAAUGACUUAGUGAACAUCAAUGUUUAAUUUUGUGAAAAAGUGGGAGGAAGAAGGAAAGCUUUUGGGCUUUUAUAUAAAAUGUUAUAUUGAAUUAUUAAACAUUUACAAAUGUACAAAGAUAUACCUAAAACAUUUCAAAAUUAAAAUGUAGAUUAUAUUAAUAAAAUAAAAAUGCUGCUGAAGUUCAGGACAGGAAACGGUGAUCUUAUGAAAUGAUCAAAAUCACAAUACUCACCACAAUUAGCUGGAAAAACUCAGAUCUCUAUCUUGAAGUGUUAAUUUGUUCAGAAAUGUCUAAAUGUUGGUUAUAAUGGAAGCAGUUUUAGCCCAUGGUUUUGAACAAAAUAAUGGUAUAUUACUUUUAGUGAAUUAAAGUGCAUUUAAAAUGAAUUAUUCUACUUAAAUUUGCCUCUUUUUUCUAAGACAAGCAGUAUUCAGUAAAAUAUGAAUGAUUUCUAAUGAAAUGAGUAUAAUUUUUCAAUAAUAUCAGUAUAUUUGUCGCAAAAUGAAGGCACAGACAGAUGCAAAUACAGAUUGAGCUGAGAUUUAAUGAGAAAAAACACAGGCAAGCAGUUCCAAAUCUUAAGGCAAACUCAGGAUCAAUAUACAGGCAAAAAGGUCAGGCGAUCAACAAACAGGACAAACUAGGCAGGACAAAGGCAAAGACGUGAAAACAGAUCAGGUCAGUAACAAUAGGCAAUACAGGAUCAAGAAGGCUUGGUUAUUGUCAGUAGUACAAAGACAGAGCUGACUGUAUACAUCACAAGAUAUGAAUGAAUGAGAGUCUCCUUUUAAAGGGUGCUUAUGUGUGUGGCUGAUAGAACUCAGCUGUGUUCAUUCACAAGCUCAGUGACUGACAGCAGGUGAGUGAGUGUAUAUUUUGGUUAGUGUAGUUCGAGGCGGCCAUGUUUGUAGGCCGCAGUGGUUGUUGGCAGAUGGAGUCUGCAGAGCACUUUGAUGGACCUAUAUAACUGGGGCUGAGUUUUUUGCAGGUGUGGGGGUGCCGUAGGUCCCUGGUGGCAAGCCAGACCCGGUUUCCCAGUUGGUAGUGGGAAUGGUCACUGCGUUGUGUGUCAGCUUUAGUUUUGUAGGUUGGGGCAGCCCGUUCUAGUCACUGGUGAGUAGUUUCCCAGACUUGUUCGCUCCAAAGAAACCAUUCAUCUAUGGCUGGCAAAUCUGUGGUGUUAGCAUUCCAGGGAAACAAAGGGGGUUGGGAUCCCAACACACACUGAAAAUGGGUGAGCUUGGUUGCGGAAUGUUUCAGGGAGGUUUGGGCAUAUUCCUCCCAGGGGAGGAACGGGGCCCAGUCUUCAGGAUUGGCGGCACAGAAGGUGCCGGGGAAAUGACUGAUCUCCUGGUUAGCCCACUCUACUUGGCUGUUGGCCUGUGGGUGGUAUGCAGAGGUCAGGUUUAUGGUUACCCUAAUUUCUCCAUAAAGACUCGAGAUGUGAACUGUGGACCCCGGUCACUAACUAUCUCCUCUGGUAUGCCAAAAUAUCUGAAUACAUGUUUGAAGAGUUGCUUGGCUGCGGUAAAGGUGAAGAGGAUGUUGGCGAGAGGAAUCAGAUGCAGAGACUUGGAAAAUCAAUCAGUGAUCUCUAAUAGCACUGUAUUACUUUGAGACCCUUAAAAAUCAGUCAGGAAGUCACUGGCUAUGUGUUGACAGGGUCUCUGUGGUGUGGGCAGUGGGACAAGUUUGCCGGCAGGUAGGGUAUGGGGUACCAUACUGAGCAAGAGGAUACAACGCAGUGUACAUCUGCGAACAUGCAUGGCCACCAGUAUGUGUCCUGUAUGAGGUAGUAGGUACCUUGGGAGCCUGGGUGCCCUGUAGCUAAAGAGGUCUAUGCCUAGGUAAUAAGCUGAGUUUGAAGUGGGACAGAGACAAAGAGCUUGUUUGGUGGACAUAACUGGGGAAUUUGCUGGUGUGGUAUGCAUGCAAUGACCCGAUCCAGUUCCCAUUCAAUCACCCCAAAGAUAGAUGAAGGAGGGAGGAUGAAUUCCUCCUUGUUCUCACUGGGGUUAACAGAGUGCAUGCGUGAAAGGGCAUUGGCUUUGAUGUUUUUAGAACCAGGAUGGUAUGACAGGGUUAACUGGAAUCAGGCAAAGAAUAAAGACCAAUAAGCUUUCCUGGGGUUUAAUCGCUUGGUGGUACGCAGAUAUUCUAGAUUCUAAUGAUCAGUAAAGAUAAUGAAUGGAAGAGUCGCCCCAUCAAGCUAGUGUCGCACUCUUCUAGAGCGAGUUUAACAGCCAAUAAUUCCCAGUUGCCCACAAUAUAGUUCCACUCUGCCGGGGAGAGUUUCUGUGAAAAGAAAGCCAUGGGGUGAAGCUUAGGUUUGUCAACAAAAUGUUUGGAGAGCAAGGCACCUCCCCCGUUCUCUGAGGCAUCAAUAAAGGGCUUAGAUGGGUCUGGAUGUUUGAGUAUGGGAGCUAUGGUGAAGGCAUUUUGAGUUGGUUCAAGGCUUGAUCUGCAGCUGAAUUCCAUGCCAGGAGCCUGGGUUUUCCAUGGAGAAGGGAGGUUAAGGGGUAGGCGAUGGAACAGAAUCCUUGUAUAAUACAUAGUCUAAGACUGCCCCCUUUCUUCUCAGCAGAGGCCGGAGACAUGGAUGGCCUAAUGUAACCUUGUCGGAGAGCUUCCUGAAUAUAUUCCUCCAUAGCUGUCUGCUCUGCCGUUGACAGGGGGUAGAUCCGGUCGCGAGGGGGCAUGGUCCCCAGAAGUAACUCAAUUGUGCAGUCAUAGGGCCAAUGUGGGGGCAGUCUGCUGGCUUUUAGCUUCACUGAACACUUCCCUCAGGUCAUGGUAUUCACCGGGAAGGGAAAACAAGGCCUGAUCCUCAGGACUUUCAAUGGAGGUGGACAACAGAGUAAUUGUGGGUAGCUGGAGACAGUGGUCAUGACAGUGCGAGGACCAGCACUUGAGCUGUUUGUUGGGCUAUAAAAUGAGAGGAUUGUGUUGUUCCAGCCAAGGGAGGCCCAGGAUACCUUGAGGUUUGUUGGACACAGUGACCAGCAGGCUGUUAUACUCAAUGUGAAAGGCUCCAACCUGGAGGAGGAGAGGUUGAGUACGAUAGGUUAUGGUUCCUCUUCUGAUGGGACUGCCGUCCAUGGCAGGUGUGUUCAUUCAGAAGCUCAGUGACUGAGAACAGGUGAGUGUGUGUAUUUUGGGUAGAGUAGUUCGAGGCGGCCAUGUUUGUAGGACGCGGUGGUUGUUGGAAUAUGGAGUCCGCGGAGCGCUGUGCUGUGACAAUAUUACAUUUCCAUUUGCAGCUAAAAUUAAUUAGACCACAGUUCUGUUAAAUUCUCAUAUAAAUUGGUCUGGAGGUGUUGAUUAAUUUUCUAUCACAACGUACACAGGGACUGGACACUAAACACAGAUAGAAUUUUUAAAAAUGUGUUUGUUGAUAAUGUAGUUUUCUUUAAGGAGACAUUUAUUUAGCAUUUUUGGAAGGAGUAUCCUGAGUGAGUGAUUUGUAUAAGUCAGAGAUAAAGCUGUUACACUUUCACUACAAAAGGUUCACAAAAACUGUCUUGGGGAAGUAGAGAAAAGUAGAGGAAAAAAGAGAAACUGCUAGUAGUCGUAUUCAAUGUGUGAUUUCUCUUUGUUCUUCAUUUAUGACUUGACUUCAUUUCUGACUUUUCACAUGAGCUUUUUUUAUUGGGUUCUGUGCAAUCCCAUUCACUUCUAAUACACACUUUCCUCCUUAUAUAUAAGCAUACAUACAUACAUACAUACAUACAUAUGUAUAUAUACAGUGGAUAUAAAAAGUCUACACACCCCUGUUAAAAUGCCAGGUUUCUGGUGAUGUAAAAAAAAAUGAGACCAAGAUAAAUCAUUUCAGAACUUUUUCCACGUAUAAUGUGACCUAUAACCUGUACAACUCAUCUGAAAAACAAACUGAAAUCUUUCAGGGGGGGCGAGUAAAAAUAAAAAAAACAAAAUAAUGUGGUUGCAUAAGUGUGCACACCCUCUUAUAACUGGGGAUGUGGCUGUGUUCAGAAUUAAGCAAUCACAUUCAAACUCAUGUUAAAUAGGAGUCAAUACACACCUGCCAUCAUUUAAAGUGCCUCUGAUUAACCCCAAAUAAAGCUCAGCUGUUCUAGUAGGCUUUUCCUGUCGCAUCUUACAGCAAAAGCCAUGGUCCACAGAGAGCUUCCACAGCAUCAGCGGGAUCUGAUUAUUAAAAGGUAUCAGUCAGGAGAAGGGUACAAAAGAAUUUCCACGGCAUUAGAUAUACCAUGUGUAACCCUCUCUAAGGGUAAAUACACACUAGGUUCGAAUACUCGUAUCGAAGGCAAUUGGAUUCUAAUGUGGUGAAUGGUACGAUUGGAAGUCAUUGACACCACACAGAUUGAUUACCCUUUCACAUGGACUGUACUGAAAUGUGUACAAUAUAUAACUCAACUGUUGUAGCGAGAACAUCAAUAAAGUGUGGUGCGCAAUCAGUGUAUGUGUUCAGUUUUUUCAAGUUGCAAAGUCCAGUCUUGAAGAUAAUGGAGAAAUGUUUCCCUUAUUGUAGAAAUAAGCUCUGUCUUUUUUUUUUUUAAAAUGAUGGAGGGGAAAAAACAACAAAAAUAAGGUGAGGCCAAAAAAUGUUCUAUUGAUUCCAAUCUGGAACUUAAUAGUUGAUAGGGGAAAAAGAUAUAUAUCCAAAAGGGGUGCAAUUAAAGCCCACUGAGAUCCUACCGCACAGUGGUAUCAUCUGGAACAUCCUUCAGAAAGCAGUGACUCCAUGGAUCCAACAAUCAAGGGUGGGUGGCUCGCCAUCUUCCUUCCAGAAGAAUUCAAUAGCAUACAAAAAACCUGGCCUGCAAUAAAACAGGCACAUCCAUAUCAAGUUACUCAUUAAUCAGCUGAUAGUCAAUUAAU